AGUGGUAGAAGUAAGAAGAAAAUAAAAGGUUUGGGUCGUUUAACUACAUAAAAAAAAUCUUCUAGUAUUCAUUUAAGAAAAGAAAGAAUGAUGUCAUCUUAAGGGCGUUUAACCCCCCCCCCCUCCCCGCUCUCGACAAACAUUGGCGUCCCCUGUGGCUCGUCUACAUACACAUACAAAUUAUGAUAUUGUGUCAUUUUUGUUUCUGUACCCCCCCCCCCCAUAAAAAAUCGAGUUAGCCCCUCCCAUGUUUGAUGAAUUGCAUCGAAGGAGGUCAGUGAGAGGGGGUCUAAAUUGACCUAUCGUUUAAGCUUAUCCUUGUCAUCUGCUUAUGCUGCUUCGAGAGGGAGUGCGGUCGAAACAACAACGAGACGACUCAUCAUUCUGUGGAACACCGUGUUGGACGACUUGCAGGAUUUUUAACUAGGAUAUACCAGUGGUAUAUCGUGUAACUACAGAUCGUAACGGCUCAAACUGUAAGUGGAUAGCACGUGGUGAUCUAGUUAUUCACCAUGGCGUGCACUUCUCUGCGAUCACUGAUGAUAGUGCUCAUCACGUUGGCAAGUGGCGUCACCGCAUGCCCGGAGAACUGCAAUUGUUACAGGAAUCGCCUGACAUGGACCAACACAAUGGACUGUUCCGAAGGCGGAUUCCACGAUAUCCCCUCUCAGCUGCACCCAAGCAUCGGUGAGCUCAGGAUGGAUAACAAUUUCAUCAGAGAAAUAAAGCCGGGUAGCCUUGCCGGGGGUAGCUAUCUUCAAGUCCUCAGCCUUACGACUAACCUGAUCGAGCGUGUGGAUCCUCAAGGACUGUCCGGACUGUCAAACCUUAGGGAGCUCACCUUUGCGAUGAACAGAAUCAAAGACAUCAGCUUCUUGUCUGGAACUUUCCUCCCAGCAUUAGACAGUUUGAUCCUGACUCGAAAUCCAAUUUCCAUCAUCCCUCCGUCAGUUUUCGAAUCUUUACCCAACCUUAGAGACUUUUCCCUCAACAAGGCUAACCUUCAAGAUCUGACCGAUGCCCGUAUUACAGCACAGCGCAUUUCCGUCUCGGAAAAUGAUAUUUGGCGUUUUGGGCGUGACGCUUUCGCCAGGCCUCACGAAGUUCGAGCCAUUGUUUGUGACCGAUGUGCCUUUCGUCAUCUACCCUACAUGGGAAACCUGACAGCUUUACAAGUCAUCACCCUGCAGAACAAUCGCAUCGCUACCAUUGAUGAUGCAGCUUUCGCGUCCUUUCAGAGCAUUGAAACGCUAGAUCUUACUGGAAACAAAAUCACGCAGGUCUCUUCCUUCAGAAACCUUCCCACAUUGCGUCGUCUGGAUCUUACUGAGAAUGUUAUUUCCCACAUUCCCUCUGACUCCUUCGAGGAUAUUCCUAAAUUUGAAGUUCUCAAUCUAAGAUCGAACCAUCUCACCUCGUAUUCUUGUCCUGUUUUCAUCCGCCAAUCAUUGCUACUCAAUGGCAAUGAUUUAAAAGAGUUCAGUGGGGCAAACCUUGACCUCACUACAGUGUUAAUUAUCAAUCUGAUGAACAAUCAAAAUCUCCGAAAUGUUACGAUAGCAAACGCGACUUCUCUUGAUUACUUGUAUUUGUGUGACUGCGCGAUUCAAAACAUUGAACUCACUGACUGUCCCAAUCUGAACUAUGUAAAUGCCCAAACCAACGAUCUUCGUAGUCUAUCAGCAUUUCAUGAUCUACCUAAAAUGCACUAUCUUAUACUUAAAAACAACUUCAUUGAUUCCAUCGGGGAGAAUGGCCUGGAUGGUCUUCCCGAAUUAUACGCACUCGAUCUAUCUCACAACCGAUUCUCCGCCAUUCCCUUGCUUCCAGAACUGCCACUGCUGACAGAUCUCGACCUCUCUUACAACAAAAUUGAAAGCUUGACAUUUGAAUUCGUUGCCAAUCUACCAAACCUCAAAGAGCUGAUACUGACGGGAAACAGGUUAAAAACCAUUCCGGUGUUCCCAAACAUACCGUUUCUUGAAACACUGACUCUCAGCGAAAAUGGCAUUACAUACAUUGAAGAAAGUCCAUUUGAUGAUUUGCCAACAUUGACCAGACUCGAAAUGACCGAUUGCAAUCUGACGUCCAUGGCUUCACUGGGACCGAUUCCACCUUUGCAUCUUUUGAUACUGAAUCAAAACCAAAUCAGAGAGGUCGACGUCGGCUUUUUGAGCAGUGUACCAAAUCUGAAGCUCUUGAAUCUGGCUAACAACGAGAUCACAUUUCUUCCAGCAGCUUUACCUACCCCGAGCGUCAAUAACCUCAACUUCACCAAUAAUGCCAUAGCAGUCAUUGAUAACUUCGCAUUCAUUCAGUGUGCAAGAAUGAGCUCUCUAGACAUAUCGAACAACUUGGUAGAAACUUUAGAUUUCAUGAUUUAUAUCUCGUCCCAAUCACUCUGGAUUAGUGUUAAUUACAAUAAGGUCCGAGGUUUUCCCGUCACAGGUAUUCCUGACAAUGUUGCAUAUCUGUCACUAGAAGGGAACAAAAUAGAAACUAUAUCGCCCAUAUCCUUUGCCUUCUCAAGUCGAUUGUUUUGGUUGUCAUUGGCCCAAAAUAACAUAAAGCACAUAUCUAGUCACUCCUUCGUUGGUUGUUCCUUACUCAGUAAUAUUAAUUUGGGAGGAAAUCCUCUUGAGUCAAUAGCUGGAGAUGCAUUUAUGGGACUGACGGAACUUGACUUCCUCCAGAUGGAGAACAUCCCUCUCCCGACAUUUCCAGAAACCCUUUUCGCCACGCUUCCCAACGUCAUGUACAUUAACUUUAGGAAUAUGUCAGCUGUCAUCACAUCCUUACUCCACUUUCCAAAAAUGCUUUCUUUGACGCUAGGUAAUCAGCAAAUGAAUUCAGUGCCUAACAUCACGGCCCCAGGACUCCAAUCCUUAGACGUCUCGCAUAGCCACCUCACUCGCAUCCCAACGAAAGUGUUUACCAACCAUCCUUAUGUUUUUGUCCUUCGACUUUCCUACAACCAUAUCGCAAACAUCAAUGACGGGGAUUUCGAAAAUGCUAACAAACUCUUUGAGGUCAGUCUCGACAACAAUCGAAUCGUUUCAGUCGCACCAGGAUCUUUCGGGCCAUUCAUAGCUGUACAAGCUAUGAAUCUGCAGGGAAACGAACUUACUCAUUUAGAGCUUGGGUUGUCCUUCCCGAAUACCAUCCAGGAUAUAGAUCUGUCUGGUAAUCCCUGGCACUGUGACUGUCACAUUGAGGAGCUGAAAGAGGUCUUAAUGAAGCAAAGAGACCACAUGGAUCCUGUAUAUUGCGCAUCACCUCCGGAACUUACACAUCAAACAAUCACAUCCCUUGAUAUCUCCGAUCUAGGUUGCCUGAAUGAUAAUGAAACCGAGACAAGUAGUGAUCUUGAUAAUGAAACGAUAAACGAUGUCGUUACCGAAACAGUUUACGAUAUCGUAACAGAGAUGGAAUAUGAACUCAUGACCGAAGUCAUUGAUGAGGUGGUAACUGAGGAGGUCGUUGACUUGGUUACAUUCGUCUUCAUUGAGGAUCCAGACAGAGGGAUCGAUCGUUCAGGCGACAGGGAUGAGGUUGGGCCUUCGUACGAAGAGGAUGGUGAUACUGGCGACGAUGGGGAUGAUGACGACGGUAGUGAACUUAGCGAAGUUACGACCAUUCCGCCAGCGGUUAAUGUCACAAUUGGUGGAUCAGAGGACGGUGAAUCAGAGGAAACGGAUGACUGGUACCCACCGUGUCCCAUGGGGCUUCCGGUUUGCUCUGGUCAGGUCUACAAACCGAGCAUCUACACCAUCAUGAUAAUGACAUUUUCAGCACUGGGAGCUUCCAGCAUAUUUUGAAUGCUUCACGCUCAUGUUCACGGGAUUCACACCGAAAUGGAUUUCCUAAUAAAAAUAUAUCGACAACAGGUGGAGAAAUUGAAAGAAUUACAGUUGAUGUGAUAAAGCAGGGACGGAUCCAGGAUCUUCAAGGCCCUUGGCACCUUUUUCGUAUUAAUUAUGAACUUUAAGCUAUCCUUUAUGCACCUGCAGUACUAAAGCUAGUCACACCAAUGAAAUCGACUCCUACCCGACCGAUGGUGUACCAUUGGACCAAACGAGUUAUAAAAAAAAAAAGAUUGUAAGAGUCCUUGCAAGAAAUGAAUGGCAGAAGAGAUGGGACAAGUCAACUUCAGAAUUAAGAAAAUACCAGAAAGUUGUAUCAGAAAAAAACACCCUUUGAUUAUCUCUGCACAGACAAAAGUGGUGAAAAAAUGAUCCACAGAUUACGUUUGGGAGGUUUGGGUUUGAAUGACUUCCCUUUUAAGACGGGAAGACACACAACUGGAAAGUGUGAUUUCUGCAAUGAAAGAGAAACGAUAUACCACUUCUUAUAUGUUUGCCCUAGAUUUAUAAUUCAACAAGCCCUAUUACUUGCUGAAUUAAAUGUUAACAAUAUCUCUGAUGCGGAACGUAAAGUGGAUAAUCUCGCAGUAAAGACCCAAAGUGCACUUAUCAGAUAUUUCAAAAGGACUCAUAGAUUUAAAUUUGGUUGCCAGGAUGGCAACCAUUACAACAGAGUGUAGUCAAGACUUCGUGACCAUGAUACUUUUCUGAGCAAGGUGUAUAUAAUUAUUCAUUUUGGGGGGUAAUUGUUUAUGAUGUAAUCGAUGAUGUUUUCAUCUAAAUAGUCUAUGUGUGCACCUUUCUUGUCACUUUCUCUUUAUCAUAUGGCCCUUGAAUGUCAGUAUUUACUCUACUGUAAAUGUUUUUUGUUUAAAAAAAAAAUGUUGAUAUUGAUCUGAUCGAUUUGACAUAAAUUUUCACCUGCGGAUUUUAAAUGGAGUUCUACGAGGUAUCGGAUAGAGCGCCACCUGCUCACGUUUGAGAGACAUAGGGAGUACAAUUUGUUUGUACUCCUGAGACGCCCUCGAAAUGUACCUCGAGCGGGCUUGUCAGGAUAACGUACUAAUACAGGGCAGGAGAGGUGGUCUUGCACGAUUUCUUAAGAACUUUUCUUUCCUAUCUUUCCUUUACUUUUUUAACUGAUAUAGAUUGAACAAAGAAAUUAUUCCUUUUGAAAAAAAAAAAAAGCAAAUUAACAAGGCAACAAUAGUCAAAACUGACUAGUUUGCCUAAUUAAAAUAACAACAACAACAACAACAUAAAUUAAAUCCUGUAUAGUGAUUGGUUCAAAUAGCAUCACGUGACAAAAGAUAUUCUAACUGUGCUGCUGAAACAAAACGCCCACUAAAGAAAAUGUCGCGAUUUGAGACCGUCGUCGAUACCAAGCAAUUGGUUAUGGUAUCCUGCGAUCUAAAUACUUAACCUUGUUGUUUGUAGGCCUAAUAAAAUUUCCCGCAUAUUAUUUCAUGUCUGGAAUUCAAAUUUUGCGACUUAAAAUUAGGCUGUUUACGUUUUUUUUUUAGUAUAACAAAAAGAAGUAUCGGAAUUAUUUAGUAACGUCCAGGGCCCUGGGAACGAUUUUUUUAUAAGUGGUGGUUCGGAGGAAAAAUUGACAAGUAAAAAAAGGUUUUCACUACAAAAUGACGGUGACUUGGGUUAAAUUUUUGCUCAUUAGCAUACCAACCUGCUUACCGAGGGGGGAGGGUGCCUAUGGUGUAUAACACACGCAACGCCUCCGCUUCCCUGGGCCAUGGUAACGUCGGUUUCUUUAAAAAAAAUCUCAUAUGUGGAGCGUUGUGGCCCAGUGGAUUAGUCUCCGGACUUUGAAACAGAGGGUCGUGGGUUCGAAUCCCAGCCAUGGCGUAAUUUCCUUCGGCAAGAAAUUUAUCCACAUAGUGCUGCACUCAACCCAGGUGAGGUGAAUGGGUACCCGUCAGGAUUAUUCCUUGAACGCUUUAGCGCCUAUUAAUAUGGCGGCUUAGCUACAGCCGGGGUAAUAAUAUGGUACCGAGUAUCAAAGCGCAGUUGAGUAUAUGCACAUAGUAACUGCGCUAUAUAAAUGGACAUAUUAUUAUUAUUAUUAUACAUAUUAUACUAUUCAGUCCCUUAUAUCACCUUGUUUAAAUGAACUAUUGUGUCAACGUUUUGGUAUUCACGGUAAGAAUCACGUUUUACAUACUUUACUUUAAGGUAAGUAUGUAUAUAGACUUUAAAGGGGAACGAAACAUUUGGAACAAGUGGGCUUGUGUGGAAACAGAAAAAUCAAAGAAGAACAAAGAAAGUUUGAGAAAAAUCGGACAAGUAAUGAGAAAGUUAUGAGCAUUUGAAUAUUGCAAUCACUAAUGCUAUGGAGAUCCUCCAAUUGGCAAUGCGACAAGGAUGUGUGAUGUCACAUGUGAACAACUUUCCCAUUGAUGGACUAUAAAAUACCCACAAAAUGUCUCUUUUUGCUCUUUCUUAUGGCGAUACAAAGUUUUUAUCCAUGAUGUAUUCUUUAAAAAUCUGUUUUACAUGCCCUCCUAUAGAAAGAACACAUGAUCUACUGAUAGAUGUGAUAAAUGAGGCAGUUCAAGUGAAAUAUAUAUUAAAGUAAUGAAGAGAGUUGUUCACAAGUGACAUCACACAUCUUUGUCGCAUUGCCAUUGUGAGGAUCUCCAUAGCAUUAGUGAUCGCAAUAUUCAAAUGCUCAUAACUUUCUCAUUAUUUGUCUGAUUUUUCUCAAACUUUUGUUAAUCUGUUUCUUUUAUUUUUCUGUUUUCACACAAGCUAUCUUGUUCCAAGGGUUACAUUCUCCUUUAACAAGGUGCAAAUUAAAUUUUGUCUGGAAAAAGGUUACAAGCGAAAAGGUUAUCACCCAUUUUUAGGUGUGCGCAAUUAAGGCAUGAUUUUCAAAUUCUUACGGGGUGCGCCCGCACAUUCCGCCCCCACUAUUCAUAUAGAGGCCAAUAUAUUACUUACCUGUAAUUUGAUAUACAUGUAUAUAGAAACUGCGAUGUUCAUAACUAAAACAUAUUUUUGUAUCCCUAUUUACAAUAUUCGAAAUACCCACAUAUUCAACCAAAUCAAUCAUCUUCAAAUUUUCUUUAUUUUGUGAACCCCCUGUGCAAGAUCUCCGUAUGCUUAAAGUAAUCUAAAACUCAAGGAGAGAGUCAAUCUUAUUGGAAAGAAUAAAAUAAGAGGAGCACUCUGAAACAAGUUCAUCAAAAUCGGUUAUAAAAUUAGAGUUAUGAAAGUUUGAAAAAAAAAUUUUUUUACAGAUUUUCCCCAUUAUCUUUCAAAUCGCAUCUUGUCCCCUUCUGAGGAUAGCAUAUUAUCAUGGAAAAUAUAAUCCAAAUCACAUACGUAAAGGUCAGGAGGAGACAAUAAAAAAUAUGUAAAAUACAGGGUUAAAAUCUGAAAAUUGUGUACAAAACAAAAGGAGAGCAUAUUCCACAAAAUCAGCAAUUUUGAAGCAUGUUUGACAAUUUGAGGAACCCUGUAUAAUUAUGUAAAAAGUGUUGCAAGACUUUUCAAACUUCCAUAACUCUCUUAUUUUACAACUUAUUUUGAUGAAACUUGAUUAUAUUGGUCCUCUCGUUUUACCGUUUCCAAUAAGAUUUCUUAUCUCCUUGGGUUAUGGUUUCCUUUUAUUACGAAUUUCCUAUGAACAUCAUUCAUGCCAUGCCACUAAACUUGAACUCAAACAUCUUUUAUUUACACGUUUGUUAUACUUUUUCUUUUGUAUAGAUAUUUUCUGUUAUUGCGAAACUUUUUGCAAGGGUCAAAGUUCUUUAACAAUCUGGGUUUCUUUGUUGUUAUUUUUGUCAUAUUUUUAUUCUUUAAGUCGCACAAUCAAUUAUUAAUUAUAUAUUUUAAUAGUUAAUUCUUUAAUUAUGUGGUUUAGGGGUAAUAACAUUUUAUUUUUACGAGGUCUUUUUUUAAUCGAUAUUACCAAUUUAAAUAAUUCUGUAUAUUCAUUGAUAGUACUCGUUGAUUUGUAUAUGUUGAAAAAUUGCCCAAAAACGAAAUAAAUUCAUGUUUUUGUACAUAUUGUAACGCGAGUUUAGCUAAGAUAAUAGACAAUUCAAUUUUUUUGUCAUGUUUGUAUGUCAAUCGGAAUUUGGUACACGAUACAAAAGUUUUGUCUUGUGGGAAUACUUACAGUAUAUACUUAACCAUUGUGUUUGAUAUCUAUCAAAAUCUAAACUGGCUUUUUAAUAGAGUAAUGAGUCCACACUUUCAGAUCUCGAAGUAUAUAGACUAGAAAAAUUCGAAUAAAUGAAAAUCCGAUAAAAAGGUUGCCCUUUUGGGCGUCUUUAAUUGUAUUUGGCCGAAAACCAGUUCGUAAUACAGUAAACGACAAAAUUAAUGAAAGUUUCUGCAUAGUAAAUUCGACUUUAUAAGAAAAUUUUCCGAUCCAUGUUCAAAUUUCACUGGAAUUCUGACAUAUUUUACGUCACGUGAUAAUAUGGAGGUUUUAAUUAUGAUGUUGUAAUAUUUUAAUCAAUAUCCUGAUUUCUAUAGUUGCAGUUAAAAAACAAAAACCGAAUAAAGUUGAAUUUCCACUGUAGAAACGCUUUACACACUACACUGCAAAAACACUGGUGUUGAUUUAACACCAGCCCGGAAUCUAUAUAUGUCCACACCAGAGAAGUGUUAAACAACACCAGUUUCGUUUUGGUCUAACACCAGAUAGGUGUUUAUACAACACCAAUUAGUAUUAUAACAGCAUCGGUUUGAUUCCAAACUGGUGCUGUUUCAAUACUUCUCUGGUGUGGACAUAAUAUAUAGAUUCCGGGCUGGUGUUAAAUCAACACCGGAGUUUUUGCAGUGUACGCUGUUUGCGAAAUAAAACUUUACAGUAUUUUUUAAACGUUUAGGUUUAAAAGUGUAUAAGAUAUGAAACAUCAAAGUUGAACUUCUAAUAUUCAAUCUUCAAUAAACUAAGCAUUGUUGCUUAAACUGUUAAACAACGACUGUUAAGUUCAUAUGUGAUUUACAGUGUUGCAUACAUUUUUAAACAACGUUUUAAUAUUUCAGCUCAUUUGGCUCUCAAAUCAUUCAUAAUUGUCAAGAAGUAUAAAUAGAUGAUUGUCUUCACCGUCGAUGAAUCAGGAAAGAGCACAGUAAACAUAAGAAACAUACAACUUGAUAAAAAAAAAUUGACACUUAUGGCUUCCCAUAAUUUUAGCACAGAGUUAGACCAUGGUCUAAGUUAAACCUGACUUCAGAAUACGGGCCCCAGAGUUUAAUCCUGCAGCCACGGCAUGCACGUGUACAUAUGUCAUUGAACAAGGCAAUUAAUCAACAACAUUCUUUUGUCCUACAUCAUAAAUUGAAAUAUUACAGUGUAAUCAUUCUUUAUUAUUUUUCGAAUGUUCAUUAUGGGUCGAGUUGGAGACGGUUUCGGCGGUGUGACUGCAACAGCGAGUUUUCUGUCAGUGUCACGGGAUGAAUCCUACUCAGCAGCGAAUGCAUUGAAAAUGCAAGUCAAAUCACAGUGAAAUUGCAAACAUGUCGUUGGUCAAGAGUCAUGGACGAAACUGCUGUUUCGAUUCACCAACCCUCGACAAAGACUUCAUUGUCAUGAAGGGAAUUUGACAAUAGAUUGUCUACGUUACAGAAAGCGUCUGUGUAUAGCUGUUUCGAAAACUCCCGUUUGUGAAUGAGCUUAUGCCAUUUCUUGAAUUAUUUAGCAAUCGAAUUUCAAGUCCUGAGUUGAAUAAUUAAAAAAAAAUACACACUCGCUGGGGUUAUGUAUACAUAUGGUUUUGUGAUCGUCUUUAUAGUCAUGAAUCAGCAAUAUCAAUCGUGAUUUGUUGCAAUGCUCCCGUGGUCGAUGAAGUGCUGCGCGAUGUCGAACGGCUCUCCGUUCCAACUUGCCUGAUCACGUCCCGGAAAAGGCUGUCGAUGGAUCCAAUCCCGGAACUCCGUGU
Messenger RNA from Lytechinus pictus (painted urchin), 9778 nucleotides. Its product is annotated as protein artichoke-like. The record is from RefSeq and is a predicted model, not a curated record. Lineage: Eukaryota; Metazoa; Echinodermata; Echinoidea; Temnopleuroida; Toxopneustidae. Gene Ontology annotation, molecular function: protein binding. The transcript has 2 exons. Bases 513 to 3818 code for a protein of 1101 amino acids.